CCAGUGCAGUGUGCAUCUGUAACUUGUCGCCAUCGUAUCUGAAUAAGUGUGAGAACUAGCUGCAGUGAGCCUUGAAUAUGACAACCUAAUUAUAUAAUUUACGCGUCUUUGUGGGAUUUUAAUGAAACGUUGCUAUGUUAGGUUAUCGUGAAUGCGUUUAGCGGAGUCGUAAUGGUGUAGUUAUAUGAACUGUGGCUAAUAAACAUCUUGAGUAGCAGCAAGGUUAACCCAAGGAGCGGUUGGCUGCUUGUUGGUGCUAAUGCUAAGUAGCUAGCAGGCAAUUACAUGGACAGUUAAUGGCAUUGUUUUGACUUAAUUGUUAUCAAUAUUUUUCCGACUCCUGGUUAUUUUGGCACUUGUGUCCUAACUGUAUAUGUUAGCUAAGGCGCUAGCAUCGCCAGGAAGCUAGCCGCAACUUCGCUGAGAAACCCCCAAGAUUUUUUUUUGUGAAGCUAACGAAGCUAACUACCAAGCUUGGCCGGAUAAAAGUCUGUUAAACUGGAGCUGGCACCGUCACAUUUCUUCCUUUAACACCAGGCUGCUUGGCGUGAAACAUGUCUGAGGGCUCUGAGAGCAAGCAGGCCUCGGACACUGUCCAGGAAGCCAAGCCAGAGCCGAUGGCCGCUGCGCCCGCAGGUCAAGGCGUGUCGUCGGUGUCUCCUCCUGUGUCCGUGGUGAGCCAGCCCCCAGCUGCAGCUGCCACGGAGGAUGAGGAGGAGGAAAGCGAGGAUGAGUCUGAGAUUUUGGAGGAGAGUCCAUGUGGACGCUGGCAGAAGCGCAGAGAAGAGGUGAAUCAGCGCAAUGUGCCUGGCAUUGAUAACGCCUACCUGGCUAUGGACACUGAGGAGGGAGUGGAGGUGGUUUGGAAUGAAGUCAUGUUCUCAGAAAGGAAAAACUUCAAACUACAAGAGGAAAAAGUAAAAGCCGUCUUUGACAAUUUGAUCCAGCUGGAGCAUUUAAACAUUGUGAAGUUUCACAAGUACUGGGCUGACGUCAAGGAGAACAGAGCCAGGGUCAUCUUCAUCACAGAGUACAUGUCCUCUGGAAGUCUCAAACAGUUUCUGAAAAAGACAAAGAAGAAUCACAAGACCAUGAAUGAAAAGGCAUGGAAGCGCUGGUGCACACAAAUACUCUCUGCUCUCAGCUACUUGCACUCCUGUGAGCCUCCCAUCAUUCACGGCAACCUGACGUGUGACACCAUCUUUAUUCAGCACAACGGCCUCAUCAAGAUCGGCUCAGUGGCCCCAGACACCAUCAACAACCAUGUCAAAACCUGUCGGGAAGAGCAGAAAAGCCUUCAUUUUUUUGCUCCAGAAUAUGGAGCUGUUGCCAAUGUCACCACCGCAGUGGAUAUCUACUCCUUUGGAAUGUGCGCCUUAGAGAUGGCCGUGCUAGAAAUCCAAAGUAAUGGAGAUUCAUCGUAUGUUUCCCAAGAAGCCAUAAACAGUGCCAUUCAGUCCCUAGAGGACCCCUUGCAACGGGAGUUCAUCCAGAAGUGUCUGGAGGUGGACCCCAGCAAGCGGCCCACUGCCAAGGAGCUCUUGUUCCACCAGGCCUUGUUUGAGGUGCCCCUUCUCAAGCUGCUGGCUGCUCACUGCACCGUCAGCCACCAGCAUAUGAUUCCAGAAAACGCCUUAGAGGAGAUGACAAAGAACAUGGACCCCAACCUGGUGAUUGUUGAAGGGAAGGAGGGCGUUCAGAUGAAGCUGUCACAGUUUCCUGCCCUUGAGCUGGACAAAUUUCUGGAGGACGUCAGGAACGGGAUCUAUCCUUUGACUGCAUUUGGGAUUCCAUGUCCACAGCAGCCUCAGCAGGAGGCGGUGAAGUCACCCAUCGUGCCCCCAUCUGUCAAAACGCCCACUCCAGAACCUGCAGAACUUGAGACCAGGAAGGUCCUCCAGAUGCAGUGCAACAUUGAGCCGGUGGAUGAAGGAGCCAAGCAUCACCUCACUCUGCUGUUGAAACUUGAGGACAAACUGAACCGACACCUGAGCUGUGACCUGUUACCAAAUGAGAAUGUGCAAGAGUUGGCUGUGGAGCUCGUUCAGCUCGGCUUCAUCAGCGAGGGUGAUCAGCCCCGACUCACGUCCGUUCUUGAAGAGGCCUUCUCCAAGUUCUACAGCCGCAACGGUUCUCUCAACCCCGUCACAGUUUCCUCGUAGCCAAGGACUGGCAGCGGGCGCUCCCUCCCUCACUCGGCCACAGCCCGCCUCUACUGCCUCAUGUGGACAGACCAAGGACUGCGCCUCCUUUGCAGUCUUUGGAUGCUGUGGUGGGACAAAGCUACCACUAAGUGGUUCUCUCUUAUGUUGUCUUCUCCCUUACAGUACAGUACAGUACAGUACAGUACAAUCUAGUACAGUACAGUACAAUCUAGUACAGCCAUCUGCUUCUCUUCUGGGAGAAAAGCCUCGUCAUCGAAGGAAAACUCACUCUGGCUUAUUUCUUUCACUUCUAAAGUCGUGUAAUGUUUAAAAGAGUAAGCAGCUACAAAAGAGCGGUAUUUUCCUUAAGUCAGUAUUAAAAGUGUAUUUUUAACAUUUUUACUUGUUGAAUAGCUGUCAUUCUCUGUCCUUCCCCUCCUGCAUUCUGAAGUGUGUUGUGGUGUUUAAGUCAAGUCUGCUUGUUUAAGCUGUGGAUGAGAACAUGAACGCGCCAUGCUAGCUUCUCCUAAAAGCUGUGUCAUAUAGAUAAAAAUCUAUUUAUUUGUCUUUAAGUGGAAUUUACUCACUGAAUGUAGUCCCCCCCACCCCCCACCCCCAAAUUUACUUUGCUGUUACUUUCUACCACAAACUUUUACAGGACUGUGAAAAGUGUGACAUGGUGAGGCUGCUUUACAUCAAUGUGAACAUGAUUCUUUUUUUUUUGUUUAUUCUGUGUGCAUAUGUCUAGCUUGCUACCACAGUUACUUCAACAAAAUUAAUCAUCUUUAACAUGUAGUGAUUCAUUUGGAUCAAAGCAUCUUAGCUUGCACCCCCACCCCCGUAAAAUUAUUCCAAAUUAGCGAAUGGCCAUAAUUGAGAAACGAGUCUUGCCUUUGAACGUCUCACAGGGUGUGUACAUACUGACAGAUUCUGGUGUGCUUUGGUUGUGCUGGCAUCAAGUCUUGUAGACAUUAUGCUUCACACACUUUUCUGCUAUAUACGUUUGCCCUUUUUCUCUUUUUUUCCACUUUCUGAACAUUAAAAAAUCACUAUCAGUA
Molecule: messenger RNA, 3202 nt
Organism: Dunckerocampus dactyliophorus (ringed pipefish)
Lineage: Eukaryota; Metazoa; Chordata; Actinopteri; Syngnathiformes; Syngnathidae
Gene: nrbp1
Product: nuclear receptor binding protein 1
Exons: 18
Coding region: 555-2162 (535 amino acids)
Biological process (GO): protein phosphorylation; endoplasmic reticulum to Golgi vesicle-mediated transport; intracellular signal transduction
Cellular component (GO): cytoplasm; endomembrane system
Molecular function (GO): ATP binding; protein kinase activity
Source: RefSeq, a predicted model, not a curated record